Molecule: messenger RNA, 795 nt
Organism: Harpegnathos saltator (Jerdon's jumping ant)
Lineage: Eukaryota; Metazoa; Arthropoda; Insecta; Hymenoptera; Formicidae
Exons: 3
Coding region: 289-660 (123 amino acids)
Source: RefSeq, a predicted model, not a curated record
GGCUUAGUAGAGACAGAGAGAAGGAGAGAGGUCACGGGCUGCUUUUAACCGAGCCUAGUGUGAGGCGCCUUCUGUACACUCGCGGACAUAAUGGCCGCGUUCAGUAGAACCAGAAGAAGGUUUGUUCGCGUCGCAUGCUCCAAUAUACACCAGGGAGCAUUUGGAUCACGGAUAAGAUGGUGGUUGGAGCAGAUGAGUUCAUGUGCACCAAUGCUCAGUGACACGAACGGAUUGGAGCAGUUUCUCCUCUUUUAAGAUGCAUGCAAACAUGCAAAUUAAACUCGCAGCAUGGAUCCAUUGGAAGAUUUUCUCAUUGGCUUUAAUAUAUUAAUUAUGAAUGAAAUUAAUGAAAAUCUUUUACCUUUAGCUGUAAUCCGUGAUUUAUUUGUGGAAGACAAUGGGAACGACGAUGAAAUAGAGAUUAUUGAAAUGGCUGAAGGUAUCAUUCAAAGAAGACGUAGAACAUGCAUAACUAAUUAUAUUGAACAAAUAGUGCCAAUGUAUACCGAUGAAGAAUUUAUUAUGCAUUAUUGUUUAAAAAGAAUGCUUUUCAGAAGCAUGGUGGACAGAUUUAGUUAUUGGGCACAUUUUAGAAAUCUGGGAGGACAUGGAGGAUUUGAAGUAGUUUCGGCUGAAAAACACAUUCUUACUUUUCUAUAGUUUGCUGGGCAUCAAAGUACAAGUUUCAGGGAUGUUGCUGAUAGAUUUAAUUUGUCUCUUAGUGCCUUUGAAUCAGUGUUACAAAGAGUCACACAGUUUUUAUAUGAUUUAAGAAAUGAAUUUAUUCGGUAUGAA